This is a messenger RNA of Dermatophagoides pteronyssinus (European house dust mite), 685 nucleotides long. RefSeq names its product ribosomal protein S23 (gene RpS23). The record is from RefSeq and is a predicted model, not a curated record. Gene Ontology annotation, biological process: translation. Gene Ontology annotation, cellular component: ribosome; small ribosomal subunit. Gene Ontology annotation, molecular function: structural constituent of ribosome. Lineage: Eukaryota; Metazoa; Arthropoda; Arachnida; Sarcoptiformes; Pyroglyphidae.
UCGAUUCGAAAAGCUUCCUUUUUCCCGUAUGCGUGUGUGUGUGUGUGCAGCAUUGCAAAAGAAAAAAAUCUCGUGUCAAUUUUCAUCAACUUCUUUUGAAAAGAAUUUAAAAAAUUGAUUCAAUUUAAAGUGAUUUUUCAUCUAAAAUCAUGGGUAAACCAAAAGGUUUGAAAACAGCACGUAAACAUGUCAACAAUCGUCGUGAACAACGUUGGCAUGAUAAAGAUUAUAAAAAAGCUCAUCUUGGUACAAGAUGGAAAGCUAAUCCAUUUGCAGGUGCUUCGCAUGCCAAAGGUAUUGUAUUGGAAAAAGUUGGUGUCGAAGCUAAACAACCAAAUUCGGCUAUUCGAAAAUGUGUUCGUGUACAAUUGAUUAAAAAUGGUAAAAAAAUUACAGCAUUCGUACCACGUGAUGGUUGUUUGAAUUUUAUCGAAGAAAAUGAUGAAGUUUUAGUUGCCGGUUUUGGCCGGAAAGGUCAUGCUGUUGGUGAUAUACCUGGUGUACGAUUUAAAGUGGUUAAAGUUGCUAAUGUUUCAUUAUUGGCACUUUAUAAAGGCAAAAAAGAACGACCAAGGAGUUAAACAAUGAAUAAUAAUUUUUGUAUAUUUUUCAUUGACAAAAAUUCUAAAUGAAAAUAAAAACGAUUUUUAUUCUGGAAUUCUUAAUAGAAUUCUAAUUCUUCAAA